AUGGAAAUUUUGAUCGAAUAUGGAGUAAACGUUGAUGAAUGUGAUAUGCUUGGAAACUCUGCUCUUCACCUUACAAUCGAAUCAUGUCUUUCUCACACAGUAAAUGAUAAAUGCGUAGAAAUCGUACGUCUGCUAUUAAAACAGAAAGCAAAUGCCAACUUGAAAAACCAUGAACAAAUUACCCCAGUUCAUUUAGCAGCACAGACGAGAAAUACUCGUAUUCUAAAUCUCCUUUUACAGCAUGAUGGAAAAAGCAAGGAAAGAGAUUAUUACGGCUGGAAUCCCUUGCAUUAUGCCUGCAAAACUGGAUGUGUUGCUAACAUUAAAUGUUUGGUAGAAUAUGAAAAGAAUACAUUUUCUUUGAAUGAUAAAACCAAUUCAGGAGAAACUGCUUUGUUUAUUGCAUCAAAAUUUGGCCAUGCCUCUGCGGUUAUAAAGUUGAUAGAGUAUGAUGCGGAUAUUAAUGUAUGUGACGUUAAUGGACAAACGCCUCUUCUUGUUGCAGUAUCUAAUGGACACGAAGCAGUUGUUACUCAAUUAGUUAAACAUAAUGUAGAUAUUGACACUGCAGAUUGCAGUGGUAAUACACCUUUAUUAUACGCUUCAUGUUUCGGAUAUUUAAGUAUAGCAAAAACUUUGAUAAAUAACCAUGCUAAGUUGAAUGCAUUUUCAAUCAACGGCUGGUAUCCCUUGCAUAUAACAUCAUUAAAUCACCAUGAAAGCAUAGUUAAGCUACUGUUAGAAAACAAAGCAAAUGUAAAUAUAUGUGGACGAAAUGGUGACACUCCUUUAAUUAUUUCAUCUCGAAAGGGAUUCUCGGAGAUAACAGAAAUUUUACUUCAGUACAAUGCUGACAUCAAUGCUGUCAACGAAAAUGAACAUACAGCAUUGACUCUGGCUUCAGCGGAAGGACAUUUAGAAAUAGUGCAUCUAAUGCUGAAUGUCUUAAAUCAAACGAAUAGAAUUCAUCUCGUUAAUGAAAAACACGUAUCGUCUCUUUUCCUAGCAUCCGCAAAUGGACAUUUAACGGUUUUGGCAGAAUUGAUAAAGUUCAAAGCAAACAUAAACCAAAGGACAGAAAAUGGAGACACUCCUUUAAUUAUCUCUUCUUACAACCAACAUUAUGAAGUAGUGGACUAUUUAUUGCAGGAAGGUGCUGACGUUAACUUAUACCAGCGUGGUGGUAUGACGGCUCUCUUUUUUGCAGCAAAAAAUGGAAAUGAGGAGAUUCUUAAACUUCUCUUAGAGAAUAAAGCUGAUGUUAGCAUAUGUGACAUUUUCGAAAAUUCUUCUUUACAUUCAGCAACAGAAUAUGGACAUUUGAACAUUAUCAAAUGCCUUAUGAAGCACGGAGCAGAUCCGAACCGUCGAAACAAAGAUGGCAGAAAUGUUCUGCAUAUAGCGGCUUGUUAUGGACAAGAACAUAUUGUAUCCUUUUUUCUAUCAAAAAGGUAUUAUUCUGAUGCUGAAGAUAAUCAUGGAUUCACAGCUUUUUCUUUAGCUGCAACUUCUGGCCACACAAUAAUAGUAAAACAACUGUUAAAAUACGUUGCCGACAUUGAUAAAGUAGGCACCUCAAGAAAACUGUAUUGA
Saccostrea cuccullata (small rock oyster) is the source of this 1593-nucleotide messenger RNA. RefSeq names its product ankyrin repeat domain-containing protein 50-like. Gene Ontology annotation, biological process: protein localization to ciliary inversin compartment. NCBI's taxonomy places the organism in Eukaryota, Metazoa, Mollusca, Bivalvia, Ostreida, Ostreidae. The record is from RefSeq and is a predicted model, not a curated record. The coding region runs from base 1 to 1593 and encodes 530 amino acids. Gene Ontology annotation, molecular function: protein binding. Gene Ontology annotation, cellular component: ciliary inversin compartment. The transcript has a single exon.